AUGCUUAGUUUCAAAUCAUUACUUGAACCUGAUUUGCUGGUAGAUCCAUUAGAAAUGGCCAGAAAAUUACGAUUAUCUUUUCUGCUCGGCACCAUGGUUCCUCGACCAUACCACUGUCAAGUCAACAAACAAGUGUACGAGUACGAAGGACACAAGGCAGAAGCGUAUUGGAUUAAUCACCAUGCUGGAAAAGAACAAAGAAAUACAGAUCAGAUUGUCAUCUACUUGCAUGGUGGAGCCUAUGUAAGGGGUGACAUUAACGGUUUUAGUGGACUCGAGUGUCAUUUGUCUCGUCUUUUCAAUAUGUCUUUGCUCCAUUUGGAAUAUCGUCUCGUCCCGGAACAUCCACUGCCAGCAGCUGUCGACGAUACACUCGCACUUUAUCGUGCUCUUCUUCAUGAUGGUAUCUCUUCUUCUCGUCUCAUAAUUAUGGGAGAUUCAGCCGGUGGUGGUCUUACUUUAUUGACAGUUCAAGCUCUUCUUGAUCGUCAUUUACCUAUUCCUCGUGCUGUCAUUACUAUGUCUCCGUGGACUGAUUUAUCAUUGUCCGGUGAGAGUUACAAACGUAAUCGAUUAACUGAUGUAAUGCUUCGCUUAGAAUAUAUUAGCUGGAGCGUCGAACGAGCUUUGGGUCCGAAUCAUGCUCAACUAGUACGAUAUAGUUCUUUUCACAGUCCUCUUUUCGGCUCAUUUCAAGGAUUUCCUCCUAUGUACAUCACAGUGGGUACAGCAGAAUUAUUAGAAGACGACUCGAGACAAGUGGCAGACAAAGCACAAAAUGCUGGUGUGGAUGUAACAUUGGAAGUCGGACUUUAUAUGAUGCACGUGCAUCCAAUUUUCUUUUCGUUUUGUCCUGAAGCAAGAAAUACACUUGAUAACAUUCGUCAAUGGGUUGAAGCAAAAUUUCAAGGAGAAAUAAACACCUAA
Messenger RNA from Rotaria sordida, 927 nucleotides. NCBI's taxonomy places the organism in Eukaryota, Metazoa, Rotifera, Eurotatoria, Philodinida, Philodinidae. The record is from the annotation of a GenBank genome assembly.